UGAUACGCAGCUAAUGAGCCAAUGUACAACAUCCUGGAGUGGAGGUAUUUGUCUGAACUUGGAGCCUGAUCCCCGGAAAUCAAAACAAAGCGUCUGAGGAGCCCUCAUAGCUGGGAUUAAUUUCCUCCAGUUCUUGGUCCGGUUUGUUUCAUAGAGGUUUAAACUGCGCUUUCUAGGGUCAGGGGAGUCUCGGAACAGAGGGCUGUCUUGAAGUCUGGACGCUGUCGCCUUCCUUACUGUAACAUAACGCCCUCUUUUGAUUAUCAGACACACAGUUUGAAAAUGGCCUCAGACGAGCUCUCCUCAAAGCUCAGCCGUAGGCUCCAGAUCGAGGAAGGAGCGGAGGAGCCGGUGGCCGUGGACCAGCCCGGGCACCAGAACGGGUCGGAGGAGAAGUCGACCACGGCCAACGCGGACUCGGAGCUGGGGGCCAAACUGCAGCGGAGAGAGGAGCUGAACGAGGGUCAGGGAGAGCAUGUGCAGCCCAGCAUGAAGGUGUUCAACCCUUACACCGAGUUCAAAGAGUUCUCCAGACACCAGAUUAAAGACAUGGAGAAGAUGUUCAAAAAGUACGACAUUGAGAGGGACAACUUCAUCGACCUGAUGGAGCUGAAGCUGAUGAUGGAGAAGCUCGAAGCUCCGCAGACUCACAUGGCCUUAAAGAACAUGAUCAAGGAGGUGGACGAGGACCUGGACAACAAGCUCAACUUCAGAGAGUUCCUGCUGAUCUUUAGGAAAGCAGCAGCGGGAGAGCUGGCAGAGGACAGCGGCCUCAGUGUCCUUGCUCGACUCUCUGAAAUCGAUGUCUCUGAAGAGGGGGUCAAAGGAGCCAAGUCCUUCUUUGAAGCCAAAGUUCAUGCCAUCAAUGAGUCCAACCGGUUUGAGGCGGAGAUCCGUCAGGAGCAGGAGGCCAAGAAGAAGCAGCUGGAGGAGCAGAAACAAAGACGUGCCGCUUUCAAAGAACUGCAGUCGGCCUUCAAGUGACCCCGCCCCCUCCGCGCCUCCUCCUCUCUGCUCUCAGGACCGGCCUCUCUCUGUGCUGCACUAGCGCUGUCAGUGUGUCAAUGUGUGUUUGGAUGCUUUGUGUGUGUGUGAGAGCGGGGUUGUUUCUGAGUCAAACACAGGCGGGUUAUUGGUCGACGAUACAGGGGACUGAUGCAGCAUCAUAAAUCAGCACUGUCUGUGCUUAUUCAGAUUAAAGGGAUCAUCACUCAUGUAUUCAUUUAGUAUUUAGCUCAGAUCCGGUCCAUGCAAGCUCACUGCAACUCAACAGUAUUCCAAGUUUGACAUGCUGUAAUGAGCAUAGACUGUAUGUAAGAAGUUCUUCUUUGAUGCUCUUAUUCUGGUGGAGUAUUGCGUUUUCAAGGGACCAUAAUUUAGAAAAUAAGCAUCAUGUUGUGUUUGAGAAGAUGAAAAAUAAGAGAUUUUGACAUGAGAAUUGUUAAGAAAUGUUUACCAAGGCACUGCCAAGUACUGCCUUUUUUCUCAUAGACUUCUCCCAGUGCAGCUUCUCUUUUCAACCAGUAGAGUCGCCCCCUGCUGGCUGUUUUAGACCUGAAGGCUGCACCCACUUCUUACAUACAGUCUAUAAUAGUGAGCUGAUAAAUGGAUCAUUAUUAUCAUCCUCUGCUGUGUCUCAAACACCAAAGAAGGUAUUAUUUUUCUAACCUUUAGCCCUGCAGGUGCUGACACAGAGUAUCACAGCUAAAGUCAUUAAAUGAUUGUCAUUGUGACUUUUAAGUGUACUAGGAUCCUGCUUUAUUAUAUAAAUAAUUGCUGUGCAAUGGUUGGGUAUCUAAUAAAUCAUCAAAAUCAAAGAAUCAGCUCCUCUAAUUGGCCUCCUCAACCUGUACCUGACUGACUCUUGAUUUUACUAAAAAAGAUGCUUGAUGUGGAAUAGCCUGGGCACCAAGUGCCUGCAGGCUUUGGAUGUUAAAAGUGAAAAUUUUAGGAAAAAUGACCCCCGGGCCUUUCUCAAACUGCUCCCUUUGCACUCGACUUGAGGAUGGUGAUCGCCAUCUGACAUCACAGCUGAGCACAGCAGCAUGUUUGGGACAUUUUACCCUCAACCAUGUUUUUGUCACUCUGUCUGCGGAAAAUUUACUCGUCAACAACAUCACCCAUAUCUUUGGUAACACUCGGCUUAAUCAUGAUGCAAUCAAGAGCUAUAAUUCAUGUGCUGAUUUUUUUAUAAUUGCCUAAAUCUGGUGAUUUAUCAUCCCUUUCAGCAAACUUUUGUCAAGCCAUUGCAACGUCUUCCUGCAGCCAUGUUGAUGAAAAUAAGUCCACCACUGCUCCUCAAUGUCUCAUUUACCUUUAAAAACUCCCAGACAGCUCAUUGGACAGGUCAGAAGUCAUCUGAGCCCUGUGUUAUCAAUUAUUUACCUAUUUACUGUUCACUUAUUUCCCUUUAGUACACAGCCAGUUCCUUUUUCCACAGCUGAGUUCACAUCAGAAUUUUCAAUCUUCCCCAGAGUUCCUCAUUUUCUUUCAAAAUAAAAGCAGGCUGGUGUCCAAACAGGAAGUCAGAUACCCUUCGAUCAGGGUUGUCCAAACUAUGGCCCACAUUAAAACAUGAAGCCUGUGCUCAACUGUACUGCACUUGGCGGUGCUACCAUGUUAAAUCUGUAAACAAACAUUUUGACAGGAAGAUAUCCUGAUUAAUAACGUCCUGAUGGAUAUUCACAGCAAAUACGUGCACCGAAAACUUUUCCGGGGCAAAGCCAGUGGUCGCCAGGGCUAAACAGGGCUGAAAUCUGAUUGGCUCCCCAAAAUCCUAAAAAUGACUGUCUAUUUGCCCUGUCAGACAUUAACUAGCCAUUUAGGCAGACUUAAUCGCAAGCAUGUAUUAACUCACAUUGGAUUAGUCUUAGUAACUUUAAAAUCCUCAUGAUGAGAGAUAUGAAAGUGGCCCCACCAUCCUAAUAUAUUUCUGUAUGUGGCCCUCUGUGGGGAAAGUUUGGACACCCCUGCCUUAGUUGAAGACAUUACAAAAAUCCAAAAUGAAAGAAAAACUUUCUUAACCUAAAAUUGUGGAAAAUCAAAGCGUGACAUAAAAGAAUGGGACUGUUUUACCUGCUGUUUUCAUUUUUAUCAGUAAAAAAAUGCUCUGUUUUAAAAACCCCUGUAAACAUAACACUCUUCAGUGUCAAACAAAAAAUAGUAAAAAUUUCAAGAUUUGAAAAGUCAACUGUAAUUGUAAAGAAAACUCUGUUGUUGCAUCUGUUUGAUACGCUAUUUUUGGGGGUUUUCCAUAGAGCAUGUCCAUGUGGACCUCAUUUGGGGUAUAUGCAUAUGGGGCCCAAGUCCCACGGGAUCUAUGGCGGCUCGUCCUGUGAUAGCAAAUGUGGACAUCCACCCAUAAAGGCCCCAUGUAAAGCAGAAGUCCACAUGGGCAUCUGCAUUGGAAACCAAGAGCAAAUUCCACCAGGGCCCAUAUUUGCAGGCCACAUGGACAUUUGGCCAUUUAUAAUCAUAGACUGCAGAAGAUAUCGGACAAAGCCUGAAGUACAGUAGCCAUUAGGCUUUGAGUGAGCCUUUGAGUCCAAUCCACAGGCAGCCUUCAUAUUUAAAACUACUAAAAUUUGGAUCAACUUAGAAAAAGACAAAGAGGCAGAGCUGACAAACAGCUUAAAGUUAAAUCAGCCACACCCCAAUGGUGCAGAACUCCUGUCCUACAUCGUGUACCCAUAAAGACAUGAACUCACUCAAUAAAAGGUGUUAAACCUCCGCCUCUGUGCAGACUAACCGCUGGUGGUUUUAGCAGCGCACUUUCACUUUGUACCCCAGUGUUUUGGAUGCAACUCUGGGUAGCAGACCCUCCAUGUGAGCAUGCAAACUGGGCGGAAGCGCUCAGGGAGAGGGUGUUAGGAUUGGUUUGAGGAAGGCCCCAUGAUUUCUGACUUAAAAGUCAUAAUUUGGAGGAAAAAAAUAUCCAUGCUUUAAGACAAAUCAUCAUCUUUGGGUCACUUUGUGUCAGAAAAAAAGGCUAACUUUUAAUGUUAAAAUUGCAAAUAUGCAAAAAAAAAAAAAAGCAUUGACAAUUAACCCAUUUCCUUAUGUUUGCCAUGUUUCAGCUUUUUCGUAACUUCUAUGUCAGCUUGCUAAGCUAAAACAAUCUUUGAUUUACAGACAAUUAUUUAAACUCAUCAGAGCAUCAGUUCAUCUCCCCUCUCACUCAUCAUUUCCUCACAGGGAUGCAGGGUUUGUGUGUAGAUUAGCGUUGGUCUCUGACUUCCAGACUCGCGUUAAAUCCUCACUCACUGUUCCAAACAUGUGACAUCAGUCACACACUUUGUGUUAAAUGUUGAACAAUGAACAAAAAAAGCUGAGCUCUUAAUUUUGUACUGUCAGCUCUGUAUUUUUGUACACUGGGGCUGAGCGGGUGGGCAUUAGCUAGAUUUUGAUAUUUGUGGUGUGGGAUGGUUGUGAACCAUGUUUGCAUGAGCCAUGUUCGGUACUUUAUUAAUAUAUAUUUGUUUUUUGUAACUUUCUUUUCUAGUUUUUGCUACUGUAUCUAUCCAGUCAGCUGUGUGACUUAUCCUACUUUUACUUCAGAUGGAAACUUUCAAAAUAAGACAUCUGGAAGUGAAAGUUUUUAAACUUCCUGAUUCAUAUCUGAUGUCUCCUUUACCAAAGAAGGACAGUGAUUUUUAAGGGUAAAUGUGUUCUCUCUGGUUGAAAUGAGCAAAAUCAAUGCAGACUGUUAUCUUUAAAUCAUUCUGAUUGAUUGAUUUGUUAUCGUCUCAUGCAUACACAUUAUAACCAGCCUAAAACAGGCUCAGCCUGACAACACACAAGAUGAUUUUUAAGCAUAAUUUUGAGCCUGAUUUGGCCUUUAAAAAUCAGGAGAUGUGGCCUGAUUCAAGGCAUGCCAUGACUUAUUAUUAGUCCAGUAAUCCUGAAGUGUUUGGCAUCAAUAGGAUUAUUUUACAGCAAGAAGAAAAAACAAUGCCAGAUCACUUGCAAAUAAAAAACUGAAAAUCCAAGGCACUCUGGUGUAAUUAAAAGCCCUUUAUUCUUUAUUUAACAGGGAUAUCUACACGUUUCGACUCCCAACGAGUCGGGUUAAAGUAAAAUAAGUGCAGUAAAAUAAAUGCUGUGACACCACACUUAAGAGUUAUUCAUCAGCAGCGAGCUUCGGCUCAGGACGUCCCCUCAGUCUUUAGAGGGGUGGGACUUCGGCCCCCAGGUCGGUCUUAGAAUGAUCUCGUGUGUAGCCAGCCUUAAACACACCAUUAUCAACACAAAGAGACCGAAAUAACCUCUUGAUGUUUCUUCCAGCCUUUAUCAAUGAAUUAAAACAGAAAGUAUCCCUGACUCUGAUGAUUCUGGAGGUUAAACGCAGCUUCCCAUGUGCCAUAGAAGCGUUUUUGGUGUUUAAAGCUCACAGUGACUAACGUCGUGACUAAUCUGUAUCUUGACCUUUUGAGAGCGUGGACAGAAUGUGUCAGCUUGAAAAGGAAGAGGAAGUGUUAUUUCCUGCUGAUGUGAAGACAUAGUUCCUUCUCUUAAGUGUAAUGAUGUUUUCACAUCUUAUCAGAACAAGAAGAGUGUUAUUUCCUGCUAAGAUGCCAAUCAGCUCAUUUCCUGCGUUCUUUAUUUUUGCCUAAUCGAGCUUAAAGGAGCUUUAACAAUGGAGUGUCAGAGCCACAAUGAAGAAAAAACAGAUAUUUUGAUAAUGAAGUCAUGAUUUCAUUAGAUGAAAAGUUGUAUUUUGCUCAACUUCCCUGCUUAAGAUAGAAUCAGUUCCUCGCCCAAUGUCUAACCAGGAUACUAAAGUCGUUUCCAUUCAGGUGAAUGGCUGCUUUCAUGACACAGUCCCUUAAAAUUAACAUCAAGGCUUUACACCAAUUAAACAUACAAAUUUCUUCCCACAAAAUGGAAACUUUAUUCUCAAAAUCUCUCGUUAGAUUUUCUUUAAGGUGGCCCAUAUAUUGAGUUUCAUCAUCUAUAAUCAGGUAAAUCUCUAUUUUGACAUAAAUGUUUGCAUAGUUUGCACAUUUUCAAUCAAACACUAGAGCUACCACCUGAUGGGUAAAUGCUUCUCCCAGGUAUACGAUUAGCUGUCUGUACGAGUGCACUGGUGGAUUUUGGCCUCGACCUCAUACCUCCAAAACUGAUCUAGUUUAUUCUUGGACAUUUGUGCAAAGUUUGAAGAAAAUCCCUCAUGGCAUUGUAUAGAUAUCACACUCAGAACAGCAGCCCAGUCAGAGAGAGAAAUCCCAACCAACCUGCCUCAGACCUCUGGCUUUCUCAGCUGCAGAGGCGUUAAAAACAACUGAACCAGGGUAAAAUGUCAGCUUUUAGUUCAGCAUUAUCCUCCUGUCUGAAGCAUCAGCUGAUAACCCUGAAGGUGGUUUUGUGUUUUGUGACUAUGCAUUUUCAUUUGGUGAAAUUCUAACUUUGUAGUAUCUUUUUCAGACAAUCUUCCAUCAUUUAUUAUAAAAAUACUCUUAUAAAACCAACCAUUCCAAACAUGUCUGCAAAAAAUUUUAGACUUAAAAACAGUUCAAGUUUUUCUCAAGCUGAUGUAACUACACUAAAUGUGCAUUUAUAAAACAGACCAAACAGCACCACCUUCCUCCUCAGUCUGUCCAGGUCUGCUCUUAAAUCCUGAAGUCUUCCUCACGUUCCUUCACUGUUGGUUCCGUGUUUUCAGCGUUGGUGUAUUUUUCCUCCUGUUUCCUGAUUUAGCUGCACAGAUAGAGGACUCUUCAGUCGUUUUCUCUCCAUGUGGUCUUGUGUUCUUGUACUGUGUUGCAUUAAUCAUAAUGUUGUUGUAUAUUUUUCCAAAAUGCAGUUGUACAAAUAAUUCCAGUCGAGUGAUUUCAAGCAAAUAAAGCAGUAAUUUUUACACCA
Molecule: messenger RNA, 6861 nt
Organism: Cheilinus undulatus (humphead wrasse)
Lineage: Eukaryota; Metazoa; Chordata; Actinopteri; Labriformes; Labridae
Gene: efhd2
Product: EF-hand domain family, member D2
Exons: 4
Coding region: 283-984 (233 amino acids)
Molecular function (GO): calcium ion binding
Source: RefSeq, a predicted model, not a curated record